Molecule: messenger RNA, 3447 nt
Organism: Hippopotamus amphibius kiboko
Lineage: Eukaryota; Metazoa; Chordata; Mammalia; Artiodactyla; Hippopotamidae
Gene: ANO7
Product: anoctamin 7
Exons: 27
Coding region: 1-3210 (1069 amino acids)
Biological process (GO): calcium activated phospholipid scrambling; chloride transmembrane transport
Cellular component (GO): plasma membrane
Molecular function (GO): protein dimerization activity; chloride channel activity
Source: RefSeq, a predicted model, not a curated record
AUGGCGGCCGGUGGCUCUGUGCAGAGCAGCACGCAUCAGGAAGACGCAGUCGUCCCCGCUGGCAGUCGCUACAGCGGCCACUCACCCCAGUGGUUUCCACAGACCAGCAGUGUGUCCAACCCCAGGAAUGAGGCGUGGCUCCGGCAGCCCGCCGCCACUGCUCUCCUCAGACGCACGGUGCUGGGGCCACCAGAGCUGCUGUGCCGCCGGGAGCGGACAGCCCGGGCCGGGACGGCCCUUCGCAGCGGCUGGCAGAGUAGUGUCCAGUUGCCCCAGACUGGGGAGCUCGGCCAAGCCUUCCUGCCGCAGGCCCCACGGGGUCAGGCUGAGGCCGCCCUCUGCCGGGGCUCCUCUUCGACCUGCCUGCCUCCUGGUCCUGUCCUGGGCCAUGAGGACAGGGUCCCUCCCAGCUCUCUGCCCUCGGGGCUGACCCAGACUCGGCCGCCAGACCAGGCUGGUGCUGGGAGGUUGGCCAUGACCUCGGAGGCCUCUUCUGGAAGCCACUGUGCCAGGAGCAGGCCUCCGCGCAGACGGGCCCAGGAGGAGGACCGCGCCGUCCUGAUCGACGUGGCCCCCGGGGCAGAGAAGGGGGACUCUUACGGGAGCACAACCAACACCUCAGAGUCAGCUGGACGCCAGACAGCCGCCGGCAGGGUGGGGAGCCCCACCGAGCCCUGGAUCGCAGACUUUGUCCUUGUUUGGGAGGAAGACCUGAAGCAGGGUCGGCAACAGGACACCACCACCCAGAACAAGACAGACACACAUGGGGCCUGGAGGGAGACCUUCCUGGAUAACCUUCGAGCGGCUGGGCUGCAGGUGGAUCAGCGUGAUGUGCAGGACGAGGACAGCGCGGUGCACUACCUCCUCCUCAGCGCCCCCUGGGCCGUGCUCUGCUACUACGCGGAGGACCUGCGUCUGAAGCUGCCCCUGCAGGAGUCGCCCAACCAGGCCUCCAACUGGUCGGCCAGCCUGCUGGAGCGGCUGCGGGUCCCCAACAUCCUGCUGGAGGACGUGCCCGACGUGCCCCCCGAGUCUUACUCCUGCCCGUUCAAAGCGAGCAAACUGUCCAGGUUCCUCAGGAGUGACAACCAGCCCACCUUCUUCCCCAGCACCCACAGACACCAGAUUCUCUUCGAGAUCCUGGCCAAGACCCCGUACGGCCACGAGAAGAGGGGCCUGUUUGGGAUCGACCAGCUGCUGGGGGAGGGAGUCUUCCGCGCAGCCUUCCCGCUGCACGACGGCCCCUUGACGACGCCCCCGGAGAGCCCACGUGCCCUGGGCCCCACCCAGCGGCAGGUCCUGCUCCGGCACUGGGCCCGCUGGCGCAAGUGGCACAAGUACCAGCCUCUGGACCACGUGCGCAGGUACUUCGGGGAGAAGGUGGCCUUCUACUUCGCCUGGCUCGGGUUCUACACAGGCUGGCUCCUGCCAGCGGCGGUGGCGGGCACCCUGGUGUUCCUGGUCGGCUGCCUCAUGGUGUUCUCAGACACACCCACGCAGGAGCUGUGCGGCAGCGGGGACAGCUUCGAGAUGUGCCCGCUCUGCCUGGACUGCCCCUUCUGGCUGCUCUCCAGCGCCUGCGCCCUGGUUCAGGCCGGCCGGCUCUUCGACCACGGUGGCACCGUCUUCUUCAGCUUGUUCAUGGCGCUGUGGGCGGUGCUGCUUCUGGAAUACUGGAAGCGGAAGAGCGCCACGCUGGCCUACCGCUGGGGCUGCUCCGACUACGAGGACAUAGAGGAGCGGCCGCGGCCCCAGUUUGCUGCCUCAGCUCCCACCACAGCCGUGAACCCCAUCACCGGUGAGGACGAGCCCUACUUCCCCGAGAGGAGCCGCCUGCGCCGGGUGCUGGCCGGCUCCGUGGUGGUCACGGUGAUGGUGGCUGUGGUGGUCAUGUGCCUGGUGUCCAUCAUCCUGUACCGGGCCAUCAUGGCCAUCCUGGUGUCCAGGUCGGACAACACCCUCCUCGCACCUUGGGCGUCGCGCAUCGCCAGCCUCACGGGGUCCAUGGUGAACCUCGUCUUCAUCCUCAUCCUCUCCAAGAUCUACAUGGCCCUGGCGCACGUCCUGACAAAAUGGGAGAUGCACCGGACCCAGACCCAGUUCGAGGACGCCUUCACCCUCAAGGUGUUCGUCUUCCAGUUCGUCAACUUCUACUCCUCGCCCAUCUACCUCGCCUUCUUCAAGGGCAGGUUCGUGGGCUACCCGGGCAACUACCACACCUUGCUUGGGGUCCGCAACGAGGAGUGUGCGGCCGGGGGCUGCCUCAUUGAGUUGGCACAGGAGCUCCUGGUCAUCAUGGUGGGCAAGCAGAUCAUCAACAAUGUGCAGGAGAUUCUCGUCCCGAAGCUAAAGGGCUGGUGGCAGAAGUUCCGGCUCCGCUCCAAGAAGAGGAAGGCAGGGGCUUCCGUGGCGGCUGGCCAGGCGCCCUGGGAGGCGGACUACGAGCUCCUGCCCUUCGAGGGCCUGUUUGACGAGUACCUCGAGAUGGUGCUGCAGUUCGGCUUCAUCACCAUCUUCGUGGCCGCCUGCCCGCUCGCGCCGCUCUUCGCCCUGCUCAACAACUGGGUGGAGAUCCGCCUGGACGCGCGCAAGUUCGUCCGAGAGCGCCGGCGCCCCGUGGCCGAGCGUGCGCAGGACAUCGGCAUCUGGCUCCACAUCCUGGCGGGCAUCACGCACCUGGCGGUCAUCAGCAACGCCUUCCUGCUCGCCUUCUCGUCCGACUUCCUGCCGCGCGCUUACUACCGGUGGAGCCGGGCAAGCGACCUGCGGGGCUUCCUCAACUUCACGCUGGCGCGCGCCCCGCCCGCUUUCGCCGCCGCGCACAACCGCACGUGCAGGUAUCAGGCUUUCAGGGAGGAUGACGGACACUAUUCCCGGACGUACUGGAAUCUUCUGGCCAUCCGCUUGGCCUUCGUCAUUGUGUUUGAGCAUGUGGUGUUCUCCAUUGGCCGGCUCCUUGACCUCUUGGUGCCCGACAUCCCCGAAUCUGUGGCGAUCAAGGUGAAGCGGGAGUACUACCUGGCCAAGCAGGCGCUGGCCGAGAACGAGCAGCCACCACCUUGGCCUUGGAGCGCCGGCACGAUGGAACCCACAGGUGCGACCUCUUCCAUGCGACACGCCACCAUGAGACUUGCCCACAGCACUGCUGCCGUGUGUCGCUCUCUGAAUGAAGACGAUCAGCGGGGUGUUCUGCCUGGCUGGUGGGCAUAGCGCUGCCUUCACACUUCUUCCACACCUCCUGAUGCCCCACAGGGUGCACGUUUAGGAGCGAGCGCAAGUGCCGGGUCCCUGUCCACCCCCAACAGCGAUGCCUCCCAGUGCUGAGACCCCAUGCCAGCUGAGAGAACUGCACCCCAUGUCUGUGGAUGUCAGGUUACCACUCAAAAGCAUGCUGAAGGCACCCCUGGUUUCAAAAGACUGAGCACACACAGGGCGUGAUAAAUGAGU